Messenger RNA from Scutellospora calospora, 445 nucleotides. Lineage: Eukaryota; Fungi; Glomeromycota; Glomeromycetes; Diversisporales; Gigasporaceae. The record is from the annotation of a GenBank genome assembly.
CGCCUAUCCAUUUUCCGAUAAUGAAAAUAUUGAUUUAGAUGAUUCUAAAUUAACCGAUACAAGUCCUCAAGACGAUAUUUUAGAUUUUUCGGCCAACUCAAAUAAAGCGUAUGAUGCCUCUGAGAACAUUGUUACAGUUGAAGAAUUCAAACCCUCUGAGAACAUUGUUACAGCUGAAGAAUUCAAACCUUAUCUCGAAAAUCUUGUAAAAACUAAUGAUCAUCUCUUUAAUCUCUUUAAACCACAUUAUCGUAAAUUUAAAGUUAUUAUGCUACCAAUUAGCAAAGGAUAUCAUUAUGUUUAUAAAGUUAUUGUUACCCCUAAAUCUAAAUUUGGAAAACCUAAAAUUUAUGAUAUUUAUGUAACUCCUUUACGUAAGAAGAAAUGCCUCGAAAUUGUUUCUAUUCCUCGUCACGCUCCCAGUCAAUGGAAAGCAAAAUUAUAA